Molecule: messenger RNA, 1782 nt
Organism: Orycteropus afer afer
Lineage: Eukaryota; Metazoa; Chordata; Mammalia; Tubulidentata; Orycteropodidae
Gene: KRT77
Product: keratin 77
Biological process (GO): intermediate filament organization; keratinization
Cellular component (GO): keratin filament
Molecular function (GO): structural constituent of skin epidermis
Source: RefSeq, a predicted model, not a curated record
AUGAGCCACCAAUUUAGUUCUCAGUCUGCAUUUAGCUCAAGGAGCAGACGGGUUUAUUGUGCUAGCUCUUCUGCAGGCUCUGGUGGUGGGAGUAGGGCUGUGGGAUCUGUGUGUCAGGCCCAAGGGAGGUGUGGUGGUGGUGGCUGGGCCUAUGGGAAGGGGUUUGGUUCUAGAAGCCUGUACAUUGGUGGCAGUAAAAGCAUAUCCAUUAGCCUAAUGGGGAGAGGUGCCAGUGGUUUUUGCCAGAGUGGAGGAGUAAGAGGGGGAUUUGGAAGCAGCAAAAGCUUUGGGGGUGGUAGCUUUGGGAAUGGUGACAUUGGGGGUGGUGGCUAUGGAGUAGGAGGUUUUGGUGGUGCUGAGUUUAGGAGCAACAAUUUUGGAUUUGGGGGCUUCAGCCCUUCUUGUCCUCCGGGGGGCAUCCAAGAGGUGACUAUCAACCAGAACCUCCUACAGCCACUUCAUCUGGAAGUGGACCCUGAAAUUCAGAGGGUUAAGACCCAGGAACGCGAGCAGAUUAUGGUCCUAAACAACAAGUUUGCCUCCUUCAUUGACAAGGUGCGAUUCUCGGAGCAGCAGAACCAAGUGCUGCAAAUGAAGUGGGAGCUGCUGCAGCAGGUGAACACCUCUACUCGGAGCAACAUCUUGGAUGCCGUUUUUGAGAACUACAACAGCCAGCUGCAGAGGCAGGUGGAGUUUCUCAAUGCAGAGAAGAUGCGCCAGAACACAGAGGUCAAGAGCAUGCAGGAUGUCGUGGAGGACUACAGGAACAAGUAUGGGGAAGAAAUCAACCAAAGGACCAAUGCUGAGAAUGAUUUUGUUGUCUUGAAAAAGGGGAGGGAACGAAGAGACAUGAACACUGCUUAUAGGACCAAAAUGGACCUGCAGUCUAAGGUGGACACUCUCUUUGGGGAGGUCAGUUUCCUGAAGGAUUUAUAUGAGAUGGAGCUGUCCCAGAUGCAGACCCACUUCAGCAAAACUGAUGUCAUACUGUCCAUGGACAACAACCGCUCCCUGGACUUGAACAGCAUCAUUGAUGCAGUGCGGACCCAGUAUGAGCUGAUUACACAGAAGAGCAAGGAUGAGGCAGAGGCUCUGUACCAGACCAAGUAUCAGGAGCUCCAGAUCACAGCGGGGAGACAUGGAGAUGACCUGAAGAACAGCAAAAUGGAGAUCGCUGAGCUCAACCACAGCAACCAGAGGCUGCAGGCAGAAAUUUCCAGUAUCAAGAAGCAGAUCGAGCAGAUGCACUCGGUCCUUUCGGAUGCAAGGAGAGAGGAGAGAGGAGAGAGGGCCCUCCAGGAUGCACAGCAGAAGCUGCAGGACAUGGAGGAGGCUCUGCAGCAGUCCAAGGGGGAGGUGACCCAGCUGCUGCGUGACUACCAGGAACUACUGCAAGUGAAGCUGACUCUGGAUGUGGAGAUGGCCACCUACCGCUAGCUGUUGGAGGGCGAGGAGAGCAGGAUGUCAGGAGAGCUGCAGAGCCCAGUGUGCAUCUCGGUGCACACCAGUCACGUGACGGUCAGCGGCGGUGGUGGAGGCGGCAGUGGCGGUGGUUCUGGAGGUUCUGGUGGCGGCGGCAGCGGUGGUGGCAGCGGCAGCGGAGGGGGCAGUUUCGGCAAGGGCUCCCGAGGGGGCAGUGGAGGUGGUUACAGUAGCGGCGCGAGCUACGGAGGAAGCAGCAAAAGCAGUAAGAAGUACCAGGGCAGAAGAGGCGGCAGCUCCUCCCGCGUGCAGAUCAUCCAAACCUCCACCAACACCUCCCACAAAGACAUUGUGGAGUAG